AUGGGAAAUGCGAACGGAAAAGAAGACGACGCCGUCUCUGCUGUUGUCGACGCAGAUGCUGCCACGUCAUCUUCGGCGAGAUCUAACGGCGGCGAUGCUUCCGUCAGCAGUCGUCAACGUCGUCCUUCUACAGACUCUAUGAGCAGUUCUCCUCCCGGAAGCCCCGCUCGAUCUCCUUCUCCUUUCUUAUUCUCUCCUCAGGUUCCAGUGGCUCCGUUGCAGAGGGCAAACGCACCUCCUUCGCCUAAUAGGAUCCAGUGGAGCCAAUCUCAAAGAGUUUUUGAUCAUCUCGAAGAGCCAGGAAUCCCUAUUAUCAUUACAUGGAACCAGGGAGGUAAUGAUGUGGCUGUGGAAGGAUCAUGGGACAAUUGGAGAUCAAGGAAGAAGCUGCAUAAAGCUGGAAAGGACCACUCAAUUCUCUUAGUCCUUCCAUCUGGCAUAUACCACUAUAAGGUGAUCGUCGAUGGUGAAUGCAAACACAUCCCAGAUUUACCCUUUGUAUCAGACGAAAUGGGCAAUGUGUGUAACAUUCUCGAUGUUCAUAAUUUUGUGCCGGAAAACCCAGAAAGCAUAGUGGAGUUCCAGGCGCCACCGUCACCUGAUCAUAGCUACGGUCAAGCUCUUCCAACGGCAGAGGAUUACACAAAAGAUCCACUAGCGGUGCCACCUCAGCUGCAUCUAACACUUCUUGGCAAAAGUGAAGAAACCGCCGUAGUAGCCAAAAAGCCUCAGCAUGUGGUGCUAAACCAUGUGUUCAUAGAGCAAGGAUGGACUCCACAAUCCAUUGUAGCUUUGGGAUUAACACACAGGUUCGAGUCUAAGUACAUAACUGUUGUCCUCUACAAACCGCUCACACGGUAA
Molecule: messenger RNA, 861 nt
Organism: Eruca vesicaria subsp. sativa (arugula)
Lineage: Eukaryota; Viridiplantae; Streptophyta; Magnoliopsida; Brassicales; Brassicaceae
Source: the annotation of a GenBank genome assembly